AUGAGCAAGAAAACAGAUGUGUUAAAGACACAACAAAUGUCUAAUUGGUCAGAUUCAAAUGACAACUUGUUCUCAUCAAGCCUUGCAAGCUAUCUUGAUAGAAAAAUUAUUAUAUUACUACGAGAUGGUAGAGAACUCUUGGGAACUUUCCGUUCUUUCGAUCAAUAUGCAAAUAUAGUAUUGGAAGGUACCUCAGAAAGAGUAAUAGUGGGAAAUCUCUGUUGUGACAUACCUUUGGGUCUCUACAUUGUUCGUGGGGAGAAUGUUAUGCUCAUUGGACAACGGGAGUCUAAUAAGGAGGAGCUCCCCCCACACAUGACUUGUGUUUCAGAAACAGAAAUCAAAAGGGCUCAAAAGGCAGACAAGAAUGCAGAAGAACUAAAGGGUUCCACUAGAAGAAGAAUGGAGUUUCUUGACUUUGACUAGUAUUUUUUUAAAUUAUUAUUA
Messenger RNA from Solanum verrucosum, 447 nucleotides. Its product is annotated as sm-like protein LSM1B. The transcript has 5 exons. Gene Ontology annotation, cellular component: P-body; Lsm1-7-Pat1 complex. Gene Ontology annotation, molecular function: RNA cap binding. Bases 1 to 426 code for a protein of 141 amino acids. The record is from RefSeq and is a predicted model, not a curated record. Gene Ontology annotation, biological process: deadenylation-dependent decapping of nuclear-transcribed mRNA. Lineage: Eukaryota; Viridiplantae; Streptophyta; Magnoliopsida; Solanales; Solanaceae.